Molecule: messenger RNA, 2624 nt
Organism: Gallus gallus (chicken)
Lineage: Eukaryota; Metazoa; Chordata; Aves; Galliformes; Phasianidae
Gene: EFCAB10
Product: EF-hand calcium binding domain 10
Exons: 5
Coding region: 12-395 (127 amino acids)
Molecular function (GO): calcium ion binding
Source: RefSeq, a predicted model, not a curated record
AGCAACGCGCCAUGGCGGCGGGCGAGCAGCAGAGCCGCGAGUACCUGGAGCGGCACGGGCUGCCCGCGCUGCUGCACCGCCUCGCCGCGCUGCUGCUGUACCACCGGCCCGAGCGGCCGCGGCAGUUCCUGAUCCAGGUGCUGGAAGCGGUGCGCGCCGCGCGGCGCGGGGAGGCGGCGAUGCCCGGAGUGCUGGACGAGGCGGAUGUGGAGGCCGUGUUCCGGAUGUUGGACGCCGCGGGGCGCGGCUUCGUGACGGGCAGGCAGUGCCGGGCAGCUCUUAAGACGCUGGGACUGAGCACAGCAGAGCUGCGCGUCGGCGAUGAGGAGGAGAUCAGACUGCCCGCGUUCAAAGAAGAAGUGAUGAAAACGUUGCUGGAAGGAUGGACUGUGUAGUAAUUUGAACAGUGGUCUGCUCUGUAUAUUAAAAAUAGAAAAGGGUGUAUCUUCUGUUCAGGCCAGCCACCAUCACACCUAUGCUGUACCGCAUGUAUUUGGUGAACACCUACCUCCUGAUAUAUGUAAGUGUCCACUUUCUCUGCGAGCAUUUGCCAGAAUAUUUUAAACAGAGAGUGACAGAGCUGCUGUUCUAGUUGCAGCAGGCGGUCCCGUAGAGUCAGCAACAUUGGGCAAGCUGUGCUUGAUAAAGACAUUACUGCCUGCUCUGCUUGAGAUGGUAAAGAUAACCACCUGAAAGAAAUUAUCACACUGAAAUCAUUACAGUGAAAUUAUUUGUAUUACAACAGCUGAAGUUAAAACAUCACUGAAACAAAUCUUAGCUGUUUUCAAUGGCGCACAGUUUUCUCCCUUUCCAUUUCAAAGCUAAAAGUAAUCACUGAGCUGUUGUGUUUGUUUACUGAAGUAUUUUAGGAACUCCUCAUCAACCAGUCAAGAAACCUUGUGACUCUGUGAAGACAGAAGCAGUCGCUACAUGCCACCUCUAAUACUACUUUGAAGAGAACAAUUCUCAUCUAAAUUAUACUUACCCAGAAUUCUUCCUUGUUUUUUUAAGGCAAUGUGCCCACUUAUUGCAGAAGUGCUUUAGAAAACAUAAUGUUAAAUAGGCUUGAAGUAAGCAUAAAAAAAACCUUCAAAUGCUUGCUACUCUGAGCCCUUCCUAUUCAGAAAACUGAUUUUUCUUAUUUUUCUAUUCUUGCCUUUAUUUGCCUCAGCGUUUUUCACAGAAAAAAAAUUCUGCAAUAUGAGAAGAGAGCAAGCAGAUAGAAUCACCUCUCUUUUUUGUACAGCUUUGCAGCAUCUGUGACCUCUUUGAAGACAUGGUACACUUGACGACUCAACAUAUCGUGUUUCAGGCGUUCCAGGAGGUUGAUCAUUUCAUCAAAGACAGAACUCUCCAUUGAGGCCAGCUGCCCUAGCUGCAGCUGGCUGACAGCAUUGCUUUCUGCACAAACCUCCAGUUCAGCCUGCUGUAGCUGCAAGAAGAACUAGAGAAAGACAAUCAGAUAUAAGUACUACCAAAAAUGAUCUUAUUAUUUGAACUUUUUGUUUGUACUUUAACAGGUAGGUUCUAGAAAACACUCUUCUGAUGCCUUCAUAAUCUCACAAUUUUAAGAUUAUAAAAACAAUUUCCACGUGGUCCCCGUUUGUAAAAACAAAGCACUGUGUUUUAAUCCUAACAGUGUAACUGAUAGGGGUUUCAAAUGCAACAGCAGAUAGGUCAAAGGAACAGAGUCAGAGAAAUGCUAAGUAGGCGCAUUAAGACAGCAGAACGCUUUAAAACAGUCACAGUCACCUGCCCCUGCCCCAUCCCAUCUGCAGCAAUAUACUAGAAUUUAACAUUUGUUUUUGAAUUAAUGUCUUAUAUCAUAAGUUUGCUGGUAUGCCAACAGCAAGGAAAUGGACUGAGUUCAACAUAACAGCAGUAAUGGUCUCCACUUUGCUCCCAAGAACAUCAAGGUGUUGAUGCAGAUGCAGCUACGUAACAUGAAGGCUGCUCUCCCCUCAAAUCAAGAUCAUCUCCUAGAGCCACGGUUUCCUCUGAAGGUAAAAAGAAUGUGGAGGCUGCCCAUCCCACACACAGUGCCUGUUCCUACGUCUCUUACGUGUGACAGUUGGAUGACCUUGUAUUGCAAUAGUCACAGAAGAGCUGAGUAACCACUGGGCUAUUACACAGCAAAAUAAUUCACACCCCGUAACCAGUUAUCAAUGAGUGGUGUUUCUGCACACCUGAUCUGAGCCGUAAUGCAGGUACCCACACCAAAUCCAAUUAAGCUAACUUAGCACAGGAAUUCAAGAAACGUGUGUGUGCUACUGCUCUCCAUACACUCCAACUAGCAAUGGCUCAGAUCUCCAAAAUCAACUUGCUUACUUUUACAAUAUGGAGCACAUAAAGAGACCACCUUUAUGGCUAUUCAGACUAUUCCAUUCCUCAGGCCCUCUUUGCAUAUCUCUACCAACUUUAUUGUUAAUACAGCUUAGACAUCAAAUAGUAAUCUACCAAAUAUCUUUUUUAUUCAAGCUGAAUUCAUAUCUAGUUCUACUUUUUUCCAUAAUUAAUUCUUCUGAAUACAUUUAAAUAAACAAUGCUGAAAAUAACACGUUUUAUUAUGAAACAAACAAAACUAUUCAAUAUUUCAAAUAAAAUAAUUACUUACUACAUUGUCA